CAAUUGCAACUGUACUCAUGUCAUGUGAAGUGUAAGCUGGAGGCCGGUGUGGUGGAGGUCAGUGGCGGAGGUCUCCCUGACGAGUACUCCACAAUUCAGUUUCACUUCCACUGGGGACGGGAGGACCUCGAGCACUUUCCUGGGUCGGAGCACUCCAUCGAUGGCCACAGAUACCCCAUGGAGAUGCAUAUUGUCAGUCUGAAGAAAGGCUAUAACGCAGCUCAGGCCAAAGCAGAUCCGGAGGGCCUAUCAGUGCUGGGAUUCUUUAUUGAUGUGAUGGAAGGGGAUGCAACAGGCAUGCCUGAAGUCUGGAAGAAUUUCUCCGACUUUGUGUCAGAAAUACCAAACAAGAGUGAUAACACAAGUCGCUCCGCAUUGAACAUCUCCAUUCAUGACUUACUGCUGGACGUCGACCUGACCAAGUACUACCGUUACAAAGGCUCACUGACCACGCCUGGAUGUGAUGAGGCUGUGGUUUGGACUGUUUUUCAACAGCCAAUCCGCAUCAGUGAAGAUCUGAUAAAGAAGUUUUCCAAAAUGACUGGGUUGAAUAACGUAUCCCGGCCUGUACAGCCACUAAAUGGCCGACACGUGUACACAACCGUGACUGAGAAUCACUCCUCUUCUCCCCCCUCAUGCCUCUUCUCCCUCCUUCUGGUCCUGUCGUCCCUCUUUGCUACUCUGUGGAUGAACCAGAUACAGUAGACAAAAGAUAUACAAAUACAAUCAUUCUAUCAUAUUUCAUUGCACCAUAUCACACAGCACCAAUCAUUCCAAAACAGUGCUGCUAAACGCUGAUUUUAAAAUAAAUACAUUUUUAAAUAGAUAAACCUUAAAUAAAUUGUGGAGUAGUGGAGUAAAAUGUAUCAUAUGUCUGGCAUGAAUAAUAUACAGUGUAAGGCCAAAAUCACUUCUUCAGGUUUUAGAGUAUAUAUUUUGAAUGUUUAUUUAUUAAUGUUUUGUAAAUGGAAGUGGGAACAGGAUUGUAAACUGAUCAUAUUGAUUAAUAUGCAGUUUGUAGAACAUUAAUAUUGUAAAGGGCAGUUCACACCAAGAAGGAUAACGAUAACAUAAGUAUCGCUCUAGCUAACAUGAAUGACAACGUCCAUACGUAAACUAUAGCGAUAACAACAUGACAAAGAUACCGUUGGGGUCAUAGUUAUCAUUCUUGGUGUGACCGGCCCUUAAAUGAGGAAAGAAGUAAACAAAUGUAUUCUUCACUGAUAUCAAUAAAUUAUGGUACUAUCUUCAAGGACAUUGUAAUAAGACAAUAUGAUAUGAUCAACAAUAAAUAUUGAGACA
Messenger RNA from Alosa sapidissima (American shad), 1302 nucleotides. RefSeq names its product carbonic anhydrase 4-like. The record is from RefSeq and is a predicted model, not a curated record. The coding region runs from base 178 to 705 and encodes 175 amino acids. NCBI's taxonomy places the organism in Eukaryota, Metazoa, Chordata, Actinopteri, Clupeiformes, Clupeidae. Gene Ontology annotation, molecular function: zinc ion binding; carbonate dehydratase activity. The transcript is spliced from 5 exons. Gene Ontology annotation, cellular component: plasma membrane.